AUGGUUUGCCUCGUGGAAGACCUUACUCCUGCUGGUCAUGUUGACGGCUCCGGGCCCGGGACUCUAGGAGUGCCUCGAGAGCCUUUAGACCUGGCCAUCGCUGGAAUUGCACUCUCACAUAUAUGCCACUAUCUAUCCGUGCUGGUCCUCUUUGCUCUAACCAAAAAGGUCUUCGAUGGGACGGACAAAUGUGCCAGGAGCCUGCCCGUGCUCGCGGCGGCCUUGCACAUUGUCUGUCCAGCAGGCGCCUUCUUAUCCGCACCCUAUGGCGAAGCUCUCUUUUCGCUUCUCAACUUCCUGGGGUUCUACAUCUACGUACUUGCCCUGAGAGAUGAGCGGGGGGGCUUUUUGUUCCCGAGAGAUGUUAAAUUCGUUACUGCCGGUUGUAUUUUCGCAGCAGCCACCACUGUCCGGAGUAACGGCAUUCUGAGUGGCCUCUUAUUUGCCUAUGACGCGCUGUCGAGUGUGAUUGAGAUCGUCCAAGCUAGAAGCCUAAAAUGGUCGGGGAUACGCCGACUCAUCUCCAUUGUUCUUGGAGGGUCGGUGAUCCUACUAGGAACUACCGCUCCUCAAUAUAUCGCAUAUUCACAAUAUUGCCAAGCAGCGUCUCCGCCUCGGAGUUGGUGCACCAAUACGUUCCCAAGCAUCUACGCUUGGGUCCAAAGCCAUUACUGGUGGGCGCUUGAUCCGCCCACCGCACGUGGCACACAUCACGAGUUUACGCAAGCCUGUCUCGCUCGACUUGCAUUGCCUCCGGCCAUGCUUGCUGUUCUCGCCAUAACCAGCUAUCAUGUACAGAUCAUCAACCGCGUCGCAUCCGGAUAUCCCGUGUUGUAUUGGUGGCUGGCUUCUGCUUUUCUCGGCUAUGGAAGCAAAGAAUCUUAUCUGUUAAAGCCGCGUCAUGUAUUGAGCGGAAUGGUCAUGUACGGGAUAGUCCAAGCCAGUUUAUUCGCGUCGUUCCUUCCCCCGGCUUGA
This is a messenger RNA of Uncinocarpus reesii 1704, 975 nucleotides long. RefSeq lists its product as uncharacterized. The coding region runs from base 1 to 975 and encodes 324 amino acids. Gene Ontology annotation, biological process: GPI anchor biosynthetic process. The record is from RefSeq and is a predicted model, not a curated record. NCBI's taxonomy places the organism in Eukaryota, Fungi, Ascomycota, Eurotiomycetes, Onygenales, Onygenaceae. Gene Ontology annotation, cellular component: endoplasmic reticulum membrane; mannosyltransferase complex. Gene Ontology annotation, molecular function: GPI mannosyltransferase activity; alpha-1,6-mannosyltransferase activity. The transcript is spliced from 3 exons.